AUGACAUCUACUCCCCCUCUGCUGCCCGAGCUUGCUGCUCUCACCAGCGACGACUCUAUGCUCACUAGACGUUUCGGCAAGGAAAUCAUCAACUACUAUGCUGGUAGUCGACUGAACCGCUACUCAUUCCUCCGGUCAGAUGCCGCCUUUCUGAACAAAGCUGCUACAAGUUCCGUUGCGCGCUUUGUCGCAUUGAAGGACUUGAACCCUCUUGUGGUCGAGAAGCGAAAGCUUGCGCUGUUCACAUAUGACGAUGUCAAGCCGCUUAUCCAGGAACCAUUCAAGCUAGCUGAUGCACAGAGGACGAAGAACUACGAUUCCACAGCAGGACCCUCCGUGCUGAUUGUAUUCCUGGGCACAGUGGAUGGCGGUGAUGUCAUUUUUCAAACUUCGGAGCAUGGAGAGGUCAAGGGCAAGCCUUUUUUCGCACUUGAUAUAACACCCAAGGGCCAGCGCAAGGACCUCGCAGAGACAUGGCUGAAGGCACAAGAGGAAAAGGGACUGUGGAUAGCAACAGACACAAGGAGCCUAUCGUUGCAUUCAGAAGAUGGCAAGUCAUUUCCCACGUCACUUCUAUCGCCUACGCUAACUCCGGCAAUAGCUGCCAUGUUUUCCCAAGCCCGCUCAAUAAUCGACUGGAACACCCGCAACGUCUUCUGCGCUGGCUGCGGCAACCCCAACCUAUCUGUUGAAGCGGGCUACAAACGCAUCUGUCCGCCGACCGACCUCAAGGGAAACUCUGAAGCAAUCGAACUCCCGGAUUGUCCAACACGCCACGGAGUGUCCAACGUCUGCUUCCCCCGAACUGAUCCAACCAUGAUUGCAGCUGUGGUGUCCGCUGAUGGCCAACGUAUCCUCCUGGGCCGGCAGGCCCGCUGGCCUCCCUACUGGCAUAGCACACUUGCGGGAUUCCUGGAACCCGGCGAAUCCAUUGAGGAGGCUGUGCGUCGGGAAGUGUGGGAAGAAGCUGGUGUGCGUGUAGGUCGGGUGGUUGUGCAUUCUACACAACCAUGGCCAUACCCAUCUUCCCUGAUGAUUGGCGCCAUCGCGCAAGCUCUGCCAGGCGACGGGGAGAAAAUCAACUUGAACGACAAAGAACUGGAGAGCGCAAGGUGGUUUACCGUUGAAGAGGUCGGGACGGCGCUCGCGCAGACCGCGGGUGCUCUCGGCGCACCUCCUCCAAAGGACUACAACGAAGGUGAUUUGAGAGUGCCGCCGCCUCAGGCUAUUGCGAAUAGAUUGAUGACGGCUGUGGUGGAGGGGUACCUGUUGAGCAGCCCCAAGAUCUGA
Molecule: messenger RNA, 1290 nt
Organism: Metarhizium acridum CQMa 102
Lineage: Eukaryota; Fungi; Ascomycota; Sordariomycetes; Hypocreales; Clavicipitaceae
Source: RefSeq, a predicted model, not a curated record